Megalops cyprinoides (Indo-Pacific tarpon) is the source of this 2687-nucleotide messenger RNA. RefSeq names its product autophagy-related protein 13-like. Gene Ontology annotation, biological process: autophagosome assembly; piecemeal microautophagy of the nucleus; protein localization to phagophore assembly site. Gene Ontology annotation, cellular component: phagophore assembly site; cytosol; extrinsic component of membrane. NCBI's taxonomy places the organism in Eukaryota, Metazoa, Chordata, Actinopteri, Elopiformes, Megalopidae. Bases 202 to 1740 code for a protein of 512 amino acids. The record is from RefSeq and is a predicted model, not a curated record. The transcript is spliced from 17 exons.
CUGGCUAAUGGAGAGAAACAGAAAAUGGGGCAGAGCUCUGUCGGAUUCACUUGCUUAAAUUCGAUGUACACAAUCUCUCAACUUCAUGUCAUUCUGGCAGAAUAAACUUCGUUUUGGUCAUUAAACCUUGCCAAACGGAGCAUCCUUGAAAUAAGUAAUCUACGGCAAAUUCCGAAUUUGUUAUGAGCUGAAUCCUCCAUUAUGGACAGUGAUCUGAGCCCACAGGACAAGAAGGACCUGGACAAAUUUAUCAAGUUCUUCGCUUUGAAGACGGUGCAGGUGAUCGUUCAGGCUCGUCUCGGAGAGAAAAUCUGCACCCGCUCUUCGUCUUCACCGACCGGCUCUGACUGGUUCAAUCUAGCAAUAAAAGAUAUCCCAGAAGUCACACAUGAGGCUAAGAAGGCGCUGGCUGGACAGCUGCCUGGCAUUGGCAGGUCUAUGUGUGUGGAAAUCUCCCUCAAAACCUCAGAGGGAGAUUCAAUGGAAUUGGAGACAUGGUGUCUGGAGAUGAAUGAGAAAUGUGACAAAGAUAUCAAAGUGUCCUACACUGUAUACAACAGACUGUCGUUACUGCUCAAAUCACUGCUUGCCAUCACAAGGGUGACCCCAGCCUACAAACUGUCACGAAAGCAAGGCCAUGACUAUGUCAUCCUGUACAGGAUAUAUUUCGGGGAAGUCCAGCUUGCGGGUCUUGGAGAGGGUUUCCAGACAGUGCGUGUGGGUAUAGUGGGGACUCCCAUUGGUACCAUAACCCUCUCCUGUGCUUACAGAACUAACCUGGCCUUCAUGUCCACCAGACAGUUUGAGAGGACAGCCCCUAUUAUGGGGAUCAUUAUUGAUCAUUUUGUUGAGCGUCCCUUCCCCAACUUGGGACACAUGCACCCAUGCAACUAUAGGACUGCGGGCGAGGAUGAGGGAGUGGCCUAUGUUGGGGUGGAGGAUUCCCAGGAAGUGUGCACCACCUCCUUCUCCACCUCACCCCCUUCACAGCUCUACAGCUCUCGUCUUUCCUAUCAGCCCCCUGUGGUUGGAACUGCUGAUCUCUGCUGCCCAGCUGUCUUUACUGCUGCCCAUCCACACCAGAUGGUGAUCCCGGGGAAGGAGGGUGGCGUGCCGCACAUGCCCAUGCACCCCUGUCAUGGUACCCAGGCGGAGCACGGCAGGGUCCCCUCUUGCCCCGCUGUGGACCCUGCCCAUCACAACCCCACCACACCCUCCAGCAGCAGUGAGGACACAGCAGCGCUGUCUCAGAGCAGUGAGGGGAGGAGCGCACCUGCCUCAGACGCGGAGACCACCUUCACCAGGAAAGUGGGGGCCUUCGUCAACAAGCCCAACGCACAGGUCACCGUGGCUAGUGUGGAUUUGCCGUUCGCUGCUUUUGCUCCAAAGGCCUUUGAGCUAGAGGAGAAUGACCCCAUGGUCCAUCCCCCUGAGUCGCCAGCCCCCGCCUCCCCUCUGCAGGGCAGCCUGCACUCCCAGGACUCGAGCGGCAGCAGCGGAAACACACAGGAUGACUUCGUCAUGGUGGACUUCAAACCCGCCUUUUCUAAGGAUGACCUCCUUCCCAUGGACCUUGGCACCUUCUACAGAGAGUUCCAGAACCCCCCGCAGCUGGCCAGUCUCUCCAUUGAUGUCAGCGCACAGUCUAUGGCUGAGGAUUUGGACUCAUUACCAGAGAAACUGGCCUUGUUCGAGAAGAACAUUGAUGAGUUUGACGCAUUUGUCGACACCCUCCAGUAGGUCCCGGAUCACGGCCCCCCGCCGACCGUCAUCUCCCCUCAUGCCAAAAAACUCCUUGAUCUACCCACCGGAGUCAGUUUUCCUGUUAUUUGUAUUGUUUUGAAGAGGUGGUCACAUGGGCCUAUCUUUCUAGACUUCAGGUGAAUAAUUUAUUUUUUCUCUGGUCUUCCCCAGCUUUGCAAACGUCAGCUAUUACAGAGUUGGUGUUUUUUGUUCUAAAAUAUCAGUGCAGAGCUCUAUUCUGAACAGUAAGAGUCAAAAUCAAUUGACUCACCAACAGUUCCACCUCUGAAGAUGUUCUGUUGCUCCUCCUGUAUACAGUAGCUACUGUAGAGGUUUUUGCUGGUUAGAUGUUGUACAGUGUUCCAGCCACAAAUGUAAAUUCUACUUUGUCUUUCACUCACUGUUAUGUAACCAAGCCAAGAAAAGAGAGAUGCACAUUUCAUCACAGAGGUUGUAAUGUCAGCAUUGUCUAGAAUACUUUGUAACACUGACAAUAUUCUUAAUACCUGUUGUAGAGGCAGACACUACCAUGUUUAAAUGUUAGAGAGGAAUGGAUAGGGAAUGCAGACAGGCAAUUCACUGUAUGGGGAAAAGCCAGAAAGACUUUCAUUGUAAUAUUUUCAUGUUAUGUCAUAAUUGAGACUUGCUAGGGGCUUUCCAGCAGAAAGGAACUAGGCCAAGCGGAGGAUGUUUUUUUUUGAAAACUGAAAUGCAGCCGUUCGUGCUGACUUGGUCCUAUUUCUGCUCCAAACAUAUUAGUUGUAAGGGAACAGUCACAGUAAUAAGAAAUAAGAAAAACUACAGCAUAUAGUGUCUGAAUCAUCAUGUUUGAUCACAGUAAGAUGCUACAGAUUUUUGUCUCAUUGUAAUUAGUGGUUAUCCCUUUAGCUUUAGAAUAAUUUUAUCCUGCAUUUCCCCUGUCAGCCUCAAGCACCUACUGUUUC